Messenger RNA from Pieris napi, 1023 nucleotides. RefSeq names its product lens fiber major intrinsic protein-like. Gene Ontology annotation, biological process: transmembrane transport. The record is from RefSeq and is a predicted model, not a curated record. Gene Ontology annotation, molecular function: water channel activity. The transcript is spliced from 3 exons. Gene Ontology annotation, cellular component: plasma membrane. The coding region runs from base 172 to 930 and encodes 252 amino acids. NCBI's taxonomy places the organism in Eukaryota, Metazoa, Arthropoda, Insecta, Lepidoptera, Pieridae.
CCGGCGCUGUGACAGGUGCGGGACGCGGGGGAAAGAAAUCGAUAGUCUUGGCACUAGAGACGAUGUUGGACUCCGCUAGUUGUGAUCGCGCCGCCACACGCCACACACCCUAAUCACCGCUUUGCGACUGUUCACAAUCAACUUGCCGUACGAGGGCUGCAUUUAUCGCCGAUGGCCACAGACGAAAACACGCAGAAAGGUGCGCGCGCGUGGGCGGUAAUGUGGUGGCGCGCGCUUGUGGCCGAGGUGCUGGCCACAGCGUUGCUCGUGGGGCUCGGCGCUGCUGCUCUGCUGCCACCCGGUGCACCAUUAUCCCACCCUGCGCUAGCCUUCGGUUUCCUCGUCGUCGCCCUCAUCGAGGGGUUCGGCGGUAUUUCGGGUGCGCACAUGAACCCGGCCGUAACGCUGGCGGCGGCGAUGGCUGGGCGGCUACCGUGGACCGCGGCGCUACCUUACGUCGUAGCGCAAGUGGUGGGCGCCACGCUUGGAUUCGGAGUGCUUAUGCUGGUAUCGCCGGCAGCGUUCUUUGCGAACGGGCCAGUGGGCGGAACAGCACCAGGAUCCGGCGUGGGCGUGUUUGGCGCAGCGCUAUUAGAGGCGCUCUUGACGGGAACAUUGGUGUUGACGGCUGGUGGCAUUUGGCGCGCAGAAGAUGCGGGUCGUGUCGAUCCUGCGGCGUCCUUGAAGCUUGGUCUGGUAGUGGCAGGCCUAAUUUACGCAGGCGGGCCUCUCACGGGCGCCAGUCUUAAUCCUGCCCGUAGCUUUGCUCCUGCACUCUUGCAGGGUUUCACUGCCGACCAUUGGGUAUACUGGGUCGGUCCGCUAGGUGGCGCAGCGGCAGCUUCUCUCCUUCAGCGCGCUCUUAGCCCGCCCGCACCGCGUCCUGCCCUCCCCGAAGACAUACCCUUACACGACAAAGCAGAGGCAUAACGACUUUCCUACUACAUUACGAGUGUCGUAAAAUAAUUUGUACAUAUGUAAUUUAAAUAAACUUUUUAAAUGGACCUAUAAUUUCGAAAACAA